Molecule: messenger RNA, 834 nt
Organism: Sturnus vulgaris (Common starling)
Lineage: Eukaryota; Metazoa; Chordata; Aves; Passeriformes; Sturnidae
Gene: RAB33A
Product: RAB33A, member RAS oncogene family
Biological process (GO): Rab protein signal transduction
Molecular function (GO): GTP binding; GTPase activity
Source: RefSeq, a predicted model, not a curated record
GGAGACGAGCGGUGCCGGUGCCGCUACCCGGAGCCGCGCCGGUGCCGCUACCCGGAGCCGCGCCGGUGCCGGUCCGGGUCCCCUAUGAGCCGGUGAGGCGGCAGCGGGGCGGGAGGGAUGGCGGCGGGCGGCGGCGGGGGGCGACCGCCGGGCCCCGACCCCGCGCUGGAGCCCUACGUGCAGACCCGCAUCUUCAAAAUCAUCGUGAUCGGAGACUCCAACGUGGGCAAGACGUGCCUGACCUUCCGCUUCUGCGGGGGCACCUUCCCCGGCAAGACCGAGGCCACCAUCGGCGUGGAUUUCCGCGAGAAGACGGUGGAGAUCGAGGGGGAGCGCAUCAAGGUGCAGGUGUGGGACACGGCUGGGCAGGAGAGGUUCCGCAAGAGCAUGGUGGAGCACUACUACCGCAACGUGCACGCCGUGGUCUUCGUCUACGACGUGACCAAGAUGAGCUCCUUCACCAACCUCAAGACGUGGAUCGAGGAGUGCAACGGGCACGCCGUGCCCCCGCUCGUCCCCAGGGUGCUCGUGGGGAACAAGUGUGACUUGAAAGACCUGAUCCAGGUGCCAUCCAGCCUGGCCCUCAAGUUCGCCGACGCUCACAACAUGCUUUUGUUUGAGACCUCGGCCAAGGACCCGCAGGAGAGCCAGAACGUGGACGCGAUUUUCAUGUGCCUGGUGUGCCGGCUGAAGGCGCAGCGCUCGCUGCCCUGCCGGGACACGGAGGGCUGGCCGGCACAGCCGCAGCCCCGGCGGCUGGACGAGGCCAGCGGGAAAGGCUCCUGCCCGUGCUGAGCGGGACCGCCCGGACCCCAAUAAAAGCUCUGAGCCCCC